AUGCUCACCGCGCGCGGCUUUCGUCGGCUCGUGGCGGCUGUCUGCCUCGCACGCCGGUCCGCGUCGGCUGUGGCGGCACUCCCCGGUGCCGGCGCCGCGCGGUUCCACGACUACGACGCCGCCAUCACGGAGUGUGUCGAGAGGCGGGCGCUCCGCGAGGGGCGGCAGGUGCACGCGCGCAUGGUGGCCGCGGGGUACCGCCCGGCGCUGUACCUGGCGACGCGGCUGGUGAUCAUGUACGCCAGGUGCGGCGUGCUGGAGGACGCGCGGAACGUGCUCGAUGGGAUGCCCGAGCGGAACGUGGUCUCGUGGACGGCAAUGAUCUCGGGGUAUUCUCAGAACGAACGGCCUGACGAGGCCUGGGAGCUGUUCAUCAUGAUGCUCAGAGCUGGAUGCGAGCCUAACGAAUUCACUUUGGCAUCCGUCCUUACCUCCUGUACUGGCUCUGAAGGCAUACACCAGGUCAAGCAAGUCCAUGCUUUUGCCGUCAAGACAAAUUUUGAGUUACACAUGUUUGUAGGGAGUUCCCUUCUUGACAUGUAUGCCAAGUCAGAGAAUAUCCAAGAAGCUCGUAGGGUGUUUGAUAUGCUUCCUGCAAGGGAUGUUGUUUCCUAUACCGCCAUUUUAUCUGGCUACACCCAACUGGGCCUUGAUGAGGAAGCCCUGGACUUGUUCAGGCAGUUGUACAAUGAGGGGAUGCAAUGCAACCAAGUUACAUUCACAGCCCUUCUCAAUGCAUUGUCUGGACUUUCUUCCAUGGAUUAUGGCAAGCAGAAUUCUUUGAUUGAUAUGUACUCUAAAUGUGGCAAGCUGUUAUACUCACGAAGGGUAUUUGACAAUAUGCCUGAGAGAUCAGUAGUUAGUUGGAAUGCUAUGCUUAUGGGAUAUGGAAGGCAUGGCUUAGCACAUGAAGUUGUUCAGCUCUUCAGAUCUAUGCGUGACGAAGUGAAGCCUGACAGUGUUACUCUGUUGGCUGUUUUGUCUGGCUAUAGUCAUGGUGGUCUGGUUGAUGAGGGCCUUGAUAUGUUUGAUCAUAUAGUUAAAGAGCAGAGCACACUCCUCAAUAUUGAACAUUAUGGAUGUGUUAUUGAUCUUCUUGGACGUUCUGGACAACUUCAGAAGGCACUAAAUUUGAUAGAAAAGAUGCCAUUUCAACCAACUCGAGCAAUUUGGGGUUCAUUGCUUGGUGCUUGUAGAGUUCAUACUAAUGUUCAUGUCGGCGAGUUUGUUGCGCAGAAGCUUCUUGACAUCGAACCGGAAAAUGCUGGCAACUAUGUGAUCCUUUCUAACAUUUAUGCUGCUUCUGGGAUGUGUGAGCGUUUCCACCCCAGGAAGGAAGAUAUAAAUGCUAAAAUUAAGGAGAUAUAUGUUGCUAUUAAAGCAGCUGGCUUUGUUCCUGACCUGAGCUGUGUGCUUCAUGAUGUUGAUGAUGAGCAGAAAGAACGUAUGCUUCUUGGCCACAGUGAGAAGCUGGCCAUAACUUUUGGACUGAUGAGUACUCCUUCAGGCACCAUCCAGGUUAUGAAGAAUCUUCGCAUCUGUGUUGACUGCCACAAUUUUGCAAAGUUUGUCUCAAAAGUUUAUGGAAGAGAGAUAUCCCUCAGAGACAAAAAUCGCUUUCAUCUAAUUACAGAAGGAGCAUGCACCUGUGGAGAUUACUGGUGA
Miscanthus lutarioriparius is the source of this 1665-nucleotide messenger RNA. The record is from the annotation of a GenBank genome assembly. Lineage: Eukaryota; Viridiplantae; Streptophyta; Magnoliopsida; Poales; Poaceae.